GCGCCCACUCAAGCGUCGCGAGCAGCUUUGAUCCGCGAAACUCGGGAGGCGACAAGGGGCGAUCGAGCGGACCGGAGAUUGCCGGCCCACCUUGCGCUUUUCCUCCACUGCACGUCCGAUCUGUAGUGCGUUCUCAGUAACACCAGGCUGCCUGCAAGUAUGCGCGGAACCAAGCGACACGCACUCACCACAGACGAGCUCAUGCGAAUGCAGGAGCAGCCCGCCAGGAAGAAGUUCAAGCCAUAUCCUGCAAUCCCUGACGACUCAGAUGCGGAAAGCCUCGCCGACGGACGCGGCUCGGCUUCACAUUCGCGCUCGGGCGGAAGUUCUGAGUCGGAAGGCAGCGAUGGUGAUGAGGAGAACGAUGGGGAGGCCGAUGAAGGGAGCGGAGAAGAUAGCGAAGACGCGGAAAGCUCACAAGGAAAGGUGCCACAUACAUCACAAGCGAAUUGGGACGACGCGGACAGCCGCUUCGGCUCUUCCAGAGUCUCCAUCACCGCACGCGCCUCAAACCCUGUACAACCCGAAAUGCCAAAGCCUGCACGAACCCGUCCGACGAGUUUCGAGUCCUUGGGAAUUCCAUCGGCGCUCCUCAGUGCUCUCGCAAAGAUGUCUAUCAGGGCCCCCACGGAGAUUCAGGCGGCUUGUAUACCACCGCUACUAGCAGGCAGAGACUGCAUAGGCAAUGCGAAGACCGGUUCCGGUAAAACAAUCGCGUUUGCCCUGCCUAUCCUACAGAAGCUCGCCGUUGACCCAUAUGGUAUCUUUGCCCUUGUUCUGACACCUACACGAGAAUUGGCGUUCCAGAUUUCGGAACAGUUUGCUGUCCUCGGCUCAGCACUGAGCCUCCGCACCGCCGUAGUAGUCGGUGGCAUGGAUAUGAUGGCUCAAGCAAUUGAGUUGGGUCAUAGGCCACAUGUAGUCGUAGCCACUCCUGGUAGAAUCGUCGACUUGUUGAAGAGUUGCAGUGGAGAGUGGGACCUGUCGAGAAUCAAGUUCUUGGUUCUGGAUGAAGCUGACCGUCUGCUCACUCCAACAUUCGCCCCGGAAUUGUCAUAUCUCUUCGAGACGCUUCCCAGAGAGCGACAGACAUGCCUCUUCACGGCUACCUUGACGCCAGCCGUUGAGACGUUGACAAACGCUCCGCCACGCCCUGGGAAGCAAAAGCCGUUUAUUCACCGAAUGACAGAAUCCGUGGAAACCGUCGAGACCCUCCAGCAACACUACAUUCUCGUCCCGUCUCAAGUACGCGAAUCCUACCUCUUCUACUUGCUCUGCAACCCCCCAGAGUCGACCAUCCACCUCCGCCGCGCCCCUCCCGAAUCCGUCAAGCCCUCCAAGAACCGUAAAUCCACCUUGCAUCCCAAGUGGAAAGCGAAGAAGAACAAGCCCACCUCGUCUGACCCGGAGGAGAUCGAGCAGCCUCCGCCGACGAUCAUCUUCUGCCGGCGCCCGCGCACCGCCGCCUACCUCACCUCGCUCCUCCAGACCCUGCACAUCCGCGCGACCGCACUGCACUCGCGCCUCACCCAACGCGAGCGGCUCAACUCGCUCUCGCUCUUCCGCGCGAGCGUCGUGCCCGUGCUCGUGUCGACGGACGUCGGCGCGCGUGGCCUCGAUAUCGAGGACGUCGCGCUCGUCGUGAACUGGGACAUGCCGGACGAGCCGGAGGAGUACACGCACCGCGUGGGCCGGACGGCGCGGAAGGGCAAGGGCGGUGUCGCGGUGAGCUUCGUGACGGAGCGCGACGAGGAGCGGGUGGUGAAGGUCGAGGAGCGCAUCCGGACGAAGCUGACGGAGAUGGCGCUGCCGGAGGGGAAGGUCCUCGAUAAUCUGAACGCGGUGUCGACGGCGAAGCGGCUCGCGAACAUGGAACUGCACGAUUCCGACUUUGGGAAGCGCGAGGAGAUCCAUAAGAUCAAGCGCGCGAAGAGGCGAGCGGAUGUCGAGGCCUCACGCGCCGAGUGACGGGCACGCGCGUGGGCGAUAUGGCAGUUCCUGUCCUAGAGCUGCAUGCAUGCUGCCAUACUGGGUGCUGUCAACCCCGCCAAGUCGUCGAUCUCACGUCCCUAGCAUGUCCCGAUACAGUAUAUUAUGUGUACGUAUUAUCUGAACAUGUCCAUGGAGCCAGUCUCCUCCCCACCCACUCAGGCGAGGUAGGGGGCCCCGUGUCGAUAGUUUCUGCAAUGUUACUGUACGUAUCGCCCGUCAGCCACAAUCCCGCCACCUACAUUUGAUUGCCGCCCGCAAUGCGCCCCCUCAUCUGCGCCCAUUGCAAACUCCACAAUCGUAAUCCCCUCCGGUUGCAGAGAUGUGAGGGGAGUAAGGACAUC
This is a messenger RNA of Rhodofomes roseus, 2333 nucleotides long. Its product is annotated as ATP-dependent rRNA helicase RRP3. Gene Ontology annotation, molecular function: ATP binding; nucleic acid binding; RNA helicase activity. Bases 160 to 1968 code for a protein of 602 amino acids. The transcript has 6 exons. The record is from RefSeq and is a predicted model, not a curated record. Lineage: Eukaryota; Fungi; Basidiomycota; Agaricomycetes; Polyporales; Fomitopsidaceae.